AACAUGACAACAAUGCAAAUCUUCUAUCAUAUUGUCUUUGCAAACUGUUUAUACCGCAACGCAAUCACUUAGCAAAAAAGUGAUAAAAGUAAUAAUAAUAUAGUAAUAAAUAUGUCAUAGUAAUUAUAGUAACAAAUUACUAUAUUUUUAAAUAAUAGUUAUCGUGAAAGUGACGUCGUAGUGUCAGUAAAAGUCGUAGUUAUUGUGAAGUGAAAUCGUGAUAUUAGAGGUUAUGUUUUCGUUUUCAAAUAAGGGUGUAAUUGUGAAUUGUUAAAAAUCAAGUGAAUAUGGACACAAAACCAAAUAUUGCAGUGUAUUUACACAAAUUAAAAACGGAAAAUUGAUCCAGUGGAUGAAACUAACAGGUUGAAAGAUAUAAACACAUUAUUUACAAAAAUAUUUAACAAUACUGUCUAUAAGUAAAUAAUUGCCAGUCAAACAUGCUUAUGUACCGAUUAUAAAUUGGUUCAGAUCAGCGAACGUACUGUGUAAGAUAAAGAAGAAGAGUACACAUAAUAAAGUCAAAAGUGUCACGUUGUAAAUUGUAAAUAUUGAAAGAAAAGUAUAACACUUUUAUCUAUUUUCAAAAAUAAUGACUGAUAUAACAAUUGAUGUAUCUGGUGAAAUGGAACCUAGUACGAUUAGUCGAAAAGAUGGAAUUUCAAAUUUUUUGAAAAUACCUACUCAAAUGCCUGAUCCAGCGGAAUGGAUAAGUCAUCAGAAACAGAGCGUGAGGCCUUGGUUACUUUUUAUACAGACCUCAAAUUUUAAAGUACCACUCUCUGUUCCUAGACUUGGUAGAAGGAUUAUGAAAAAUCUCGAAUAUUUUCAAGCUAAUUAUUUAUUCGUCGUCCUAGGACUUAUCGCUUACUUUCUAAUAACCUCCCCACUUAUAUUAAUUACCAUCGCGGGGACAAUGUAUUUGGGUUAUCGCCUAAACAAACGACAAAAGGAAAAAUCUCUCACCAUACUCGGUAAAGAAUUAACAUUACCUCAACAGUAUUUAUUGUUAGCGUUAUGUUCGUUACCAAUUUAUUACAUAGUUGGGGUCCACGCUGCAAUGUUUGGAGUGUUAAUCGCUUCAAUUGUUAUCAUAACGUUGCACGCUGCGUUUUAUAACAUCGAAGCUCUCGCUCUCAAAGAAGAAGAGUCUUUUGAGGUUUAGAGUCUAUCCGGUAUCAGUUAUUUGUUACAAAUAUAUAUAUUAACACUUUUAUAUAAUUAAAUGUUUUUAAUAAAAA
Molecule: messenger RNA, 1241 nt
Organism: Diorhabda carinulata
Lineage: Eukaryota; Metazoa; Arthropoda; Insecta; Coleoptera; Chrysomelidae
Product: prenylated Rab acceptor protein 1
Exons: 4
Coding region: 593-1165 (190 amino acids)
Cellular component (GO): Golgi apparatus
Source: RefSeq, a predicted model, not a curated record